Sinocyclocheilus rhinocerous is the source of this 395-nucleotide messenger RNA. RefSeq names its product fatty acid binding protein 10a, liver basic (gene fabp10a). The coding region runs from base 87 to 380 and encodes 97 amino acids. NCBI's taxonomy places the organism in Eukaryota, Metazoa, Chordata, Actinopteri, Cypriniformes, Cyprinidae. The transcript is spliced from 2 exons. Gene Ontology annotation, molecular function: lipid binding. The record is from RefSeq and is a predicted model, not a curated record.
GGUCUGAGAUGAACGUCCUCCUCACAUUGUGUUGAGCUUCUCACAGCGGUCCAAGGCUCGUGCCAGCGGUCAGAUCAGCAGCAGACAUGGCCUUCAGUGGAACGUGGCAGGUUUACGUGCAGGAGAACUACGAGGAGUUCCUGAGAGCCGUCUCUCUGCCAGAAGAUGUCAUUAAAAUGGCCAAAGAUGUUAAACCAGUGAUAGAAAUGCAACAAAACGGCAACGACUUCACCAUCACAUCCAAAACUCCUGGGAAAUCCCUCACAAACUCCUUCACCAUCGGCAAGGAAGCUGAAAUCACCACCAUGGACGGCAAGAAGCUCAAGGUAAAACAUGGCUUUAUAUCUCUUCAUGAUGUCGACCUGUUCAAGAAGAGUUGAUAUAGAGUACAGAAG